AUGAAGGCACCUCCCAAGCACGCCAGCACCAUCAUCCUGGAUUCGGAUGAUGAGGACUUUUCGGACAAUUCCCUGGGCGCACAGGCUGCGCGUCGCCUACAGCGCGAGGAGUAUGCCAAAGCAGAUGGGUUGCUCCUACCAACACCUGGCCCUGCGCGUCGAAGCAGUCGUGCUUCCGCCGCUGGCGCGUCGAUCAAGGUGCCGCUGCCCACCCGCGCUGCUCCGAAGCGUGGUCGGGCCUCUACAGGAUCAUCAGCUCAACAGGCGCCACCGGUCAAGAAAGCGAAGGUCAUCCCGGAUUCCGAUGAGCCCACCAAUCCUGACAUAGACAUGGAUGCAGAAGUCGCCGCGGGCGCUGCUUUAGAUUCUGAUGAUUUCCUCUCCGCCGGCGACACCACCGAUGAAGAUGAUGAUGAUGAUUACGGCGAUGGCAGUGAGGAUGAGCCCUUGAUGUCUGCCAAGCAGAGGGGCAAACAGCCGGCCAAGCCACGAGCAGCCGCGGCAAAGGCCAGGGCCCCUGCAAAGGCUCCUCCGACACGAAAGCCUGCUGGGUCUUCGAGCCGACGUGCCUUGGUUGUGCAUGACUCGGACUCUGACCCAGGUAUCGACGAGCUUCUUGACUCCGACUACGAUACGCUGCCUGCUCCUGUCGAUGCAGGCUUCACUUCCGCAUCGGCUGUCUCGUCCGGCCUGAGCUCUGCAGUCACUACUGAUGACGAGACUGGCGGCCGCCUUGAAGACGUCCGGCGAAUUGCGACGCAGCGCCGCGGAUACAGGCGAGGAAACAAUCGGCGUCUCAAGAAGGAGCGCAAUCGACUGGAAAACCAUCACCCCGAAUUGUCCACCAUGUGGACUGACUUGGAAAGCAUGCCAGUGUUGAAGGCCGGCAUGAUCGCACAGCCACAAAGCAUCUCGCGGCAGCUCAAGCCGUUCCAACUUGAAGGCGUCGCGUGGAUGAAGGAAAUGGAAAAGACCGAGUGGAAGGGGGGUCUGCUCGGUGAUGAAAUGGGUCUCGGCAAGACGAUUCAAGCCGUCAGUCUCAUCAUGUCCGACUAUCCUGCCAAGGAGCCCUCGCUCGUACUCGUUCCGCCUGUUGCGCUCAUGCAGUGGCAGUCCGAGAUCAAGUCCUACACCGAUGGCACCCUCAAAACGUUUGUUUUCCACGGCACCAACCAAAAGGCCAAGAACAUCACUGUCAAGGAGCUCAAGCAGUACGAUGUCAUCAUGAUGUCGUACAACAGCCUCGAGUCCAUGUACCGCAAACAGGAGCGCGGGUUCAAGCGCAAGGAUGGAUUAUACAAGGAGAAGAGCGUGAUCCACGCCAUCCAUUUCCAUCGAAUUAUCCUGGACGAGGCGCACUGCAUCAAGACACGUACCACCAUGACAGCCAAGGCGUGCUUUGCGCUUAAGACCAGUUAUCGUUGGUGUCUCACAGGAACGCCUCUACAGAACCGCAUCGGAGAGUUCUUCUCCUUGAUUCGAUUCCUGAACAUCAAGCCGUUCGCCUCAUACCUAUGCAAGCAGUGCCCUUGCUCACAGCUGGAGUGGACCAUGAACGACGACAACCGUUGCAAGCACUGCAGCCAUGCCGGCAUGCAGCACGUGUCCGUCUUCAACCAGGAGCUUCUGAACCCUAUUCAAAAGUUUGGCAAUUUCGGACCGGGACGUGACGCAUUCCGCAAGCUGCGCCUCAUGACGGAUCGCAUCAUGCUGCGACGGCUGAAGAAGGAUCACACCAACUCCAUGGAGCUUCCAGUCAAAGAGAUUUACGUCGACAGACAGUUCUUUGGUGAGGAAGAAAACGACUUUGCCAAUAGCAUCAUGACGAAUGGUCAACGCAAGUUUGACACCUACGUCGCGCAGGGUGUUCUCUUGAACAACUACGCCAACAUUUUCGGUCUGAUCAUGCAGAUGCGUCAGGUUGCCGAUCACCCGGACUUGAUCCUGAAGAAGAAUGCGGAGGGCGGUCAGAAUGUCAUGGUCUGCUGCAUUUGUGAUGAGCCGGCCGAGGAUACGGUGCGAAGCCGAUGCAAGCACGACUUCUGCCGUGCAUGUGUCGCUAGCUACGUGCGAUCGACGGACGAACCGGACUGCCCUCGCUGCCACAUCCCGCUGGCCAUCGAUCUGGAGCAGCCGGAAAUUGAGCAGGAUGAGACUCUUGUGAAGAAAAACUCCAUCAUCAACCGCAUCAAGAUGGAGAACUGGACGUCGUCUUCCAAGAUUGAGCUUCUCGUUCACCAGCUCCACCAGUUGCGAUCCGACAAUGCGACUCACAAGUCCAUCAUUUUCUCGCAGUUCACCACCAUGCUGCAGCUCAUUGAGUGGCGUCUACGCCGCGCGGGCAUCACGACCGUCAUGCUCGACGGAAGCAUGACUCCUGCUCAGCGCCAGGCGUCGAUCGAGCACUUCAUGAACAACGUGGACGUGGAGUGCUUCCUUGUUUCGCUCAAGGCGGGCGGCGUCGCUCUCAACCUGACUGAGGCCUCGCGAGUCUUCAUUGUUGAUCCAUGGUGGAACCCAGCGGCGGAGUGGCAGUCCGCUGAUCGCUGCCACCGUAUCGGUCAGACGCGGCCCUGCACAAUCACGCGUCUCUGCAUCGAAGACUCUGUCGAGAGCCGCAUGGUGCUGAUCCAGGAAAAGAAGACCAACAUGAUUCACUCAACGGUCAACGGCGACGACAAGGCCAUGGACUCGCUCAGCCCAGAGGACAUGCAGUUCCUCUUCCGCGGAUCAUGA
Molecule: messenger RNA, 2736 nt
Organism: Purpureocillium lilacinum
Lineage: Eukaryota; Fungi; Ascomycota; Sordariomycetes; Hypocreales; Ophiocordycipitaceae
Product: DNA repair protein rad16
Biological process (GO): nucleotide-excision repair
Cellular component (GO): nucleus
Molecular function (GO): ATP-dependent chromatin remodeler activity; ATP binding; metal ion binding
Source: RefSeq, a predicted model, not a curated record